CACCUUCGAGAAGCUUUGAGAAGGUAUCAUGGCGGUAUAUGCUGGCAAGUAUUAACGUGUGAGCACGUGUAAGAAUAAAAAUUUCUUUUAUGGUGCGAAUGUAUGUGAAUAAAGCACUAAAAGUUGUAUAUUUUUGUAUACUGAAAAUUGUGUAUUAUAUGGGAAGGCAAUUGAGAUAUUCAAGCAUCUGGAAUUACUCGGCACAAUAGUGAAAUUUCUACGGAUUGUUUAAGCGUUACGUUGUUUAUCACAUCUGAAACGCUAUAUAACUUUAAGGACAAAUUUUCUUUGAUGCAAGUUGUGGCAACUGAAAAUUGUAUUUCAAGCAAUUGAGAUAUUCACAGGAAUUGCUCCUGAAAUUAUUAUCAGCACAAUAGUGAAAUUCCUGCGGAUUAUUUAAGCGUUAUGCAGUUGAUAUGCAUAACAUCUGAAACAUUAACUUUUAAGAGCUUUUUUUGAUGCGAGUCGUGGCAACUGUAUAUACAUACUGAAAACUAUAUUACAAACAAUUGAGAUAUUCACUGGAAUUGCUCCUGAAAUUAUUAUCAGCACAAUAGUGAAAUUCCUGUGGAUUAUUUAAACGUUAGUUGAUAUGCAUAACAUCUGAAACAUUAACUUUUAAAAGCUUUUUUUGAUGCGAGUCGUGGCAACUGUAUAUACAUACUGAAAACUAUAUUACAAGCAAUUGAGAUAUUCACUGGAAUUGGUCCUGGAAUUAUUAUCAACACAAUAGUGAUAUGCAAACAUGUCACGGGGGGAAAAAUUUAUAUGCAAACGUGCAAUUAGUUCUUCACAUAGAAUGAAAUUAGCGAAGUUGGAAACAAAAGUUUUAAUGGAAUCCUUUGAUAAACCAUCAAUGUCCAAUUCAACAUGGUCUUGCAAAAAUGACUUACAAAAUGAAAAUGAAUUACAAAACAAAAAUGAAUUGCAAAGUGAAAAUGAAUUACUACAUGAAAAUGAAUCACAAAACGAAAAUGAAUUUCAAAAUGAAAAUUUCACAUCUGAUAAUGAUACAAGUGAAUCUGAGAUAUCUGAUCAUAAUAUUAGAAUUUUGCAAGAUUUUACAAACAAUUUUACAGAAAGUAAUGAUUCGAAUAAUGAAUCAGAUCAAAAUAUUGAUUUUAAGAAAUUUUUAGCUAAUUGGACAGUUACAGAAUGUAUUUCACAUUCAUCAUUACGCUUAUUAUUAAAAGGUAUAAAACAGUAUGCAUGUCAAAAUUGUAGUUUUGAUAUUCCAUCUGAUCCAAGAAGUCUUGUAAAUACUCCUCGCAAUACUGAUACAGAUGUUUGUGGUAAUGGAUAUUAUUAUCAUUUUGGUUUGACAAAAUCAAUAUUAAAUGCCAUAUCAUCGAUUUCAAGAAAUAUCACUAAUAUUAAAAUAUCUAUAAAUAUUGAUGGAUUACCAUUAUCAAAGUCGUCACAACGCCAAUUUUGGCCAAUUUUGGGAUUCAUAGCUGAUUUUAAAAAAGUUUUUGUUAUCGGUAUUUAUUAUGGUACAGAAAAACCAACCGAUUCAAAUGAAUUUCUUCAAAAAUUCGUGAAUGAAGCUAAACUAUUAUGUAAAGAAGGAAUAAUUAUUAAUAACAAAAAUAUUCCUUGUAUAAUAGAUUCAAUAAUAUGUGAUGCGCCAGCAAAAGCAUUUAUACUGAAAAUAAAAGGACAUAAUGGUUAUUUCAGUUGCACUAAAUGCAUUACUGAAGGCAGUUACAUUAAUGGCAAAAUGUGUUUUCUUGAAAUUAAUGCACAGUUACGAACAGACAUAGAUUUUCGUUUAAGAAAAGAUGAAAAUUUUCAUGUUGGAUAUUCAAUUCUCUCAGAAAUUCCAAAUUUCGAUCUUGUACAUAAUAUACCUUUAGAUUACAUGCACCUUAUUUGUUUAGGAGUUACGCGAAAAUUAUUGUAUAUCUGGUUAUUUGGAGAACUUACAGUUCGUUUACGAAACAGAAAAGUUAAAGCAAUCUUAUGGCAGCUAGAAAAUGUAUUAAAAUUAUAUAUGCCAUGCGAAUUUGCACGUAAGCCAAGAUCACUUACUUUAGUAAAACUAUGGAAGGCUACAGAAUUUCGAAAUUUAUUAUUAUACACUGGUCCUAUAGCUUUGAAACCUUCUCUUCGAAAGGAUUUGUAUGACCAUUUUCUAGUGUUACAUGUAGCAAUUAGAAUAUUAUGUUCCUCAAAGUUACGAGAUUUUAUUGAUUAUGCUCACGAUCUUCUUAAACAUUUUGUAUCAUCAUUCAAGUUAUUAUAUGGUGUACAUAAUAUUUCCCAUAAUAUACAUGGACUAAUUCAUAUUGUAGAAGAUGCAAAAAAAUUUGGCACAUUAGAUUAUUUUAGUGCUUUUAAAUAUGAGAAUUACUUACAAACAUUUAAAAAAUUAUUGAAAAAGCAUGAUAAACCACUAGAACAAAUAGUUCGCAGAUACACUGAAUAUGAACAAAAUAAGAUCAAAGAGAACAAAGCAGAAGAAUGUGAAAUAACGUGUACUCAUUUUUUAGUAGACCUCAAAUCUACUCAUACAAAAGGUCCUUUAAUAGAAGGUUGUUAUAAUCCACAAUAUCGAAUAAUGAGAUGCUUAAAUACAACAAUACGUAUCGAUACUUUGGCAGAUAACUGUUGCCGCUUAAAAAAUGGAAACAUUAUUGAAGUGAAAAAUAUUGCUUACUGUAAAGAGCUUAAUACAAACGUUGUAAUAGGAAACGAAUUUUGUCAUAAAGAAGAUUUAUAUAAUAUUCCUUGCCAUUCGUCUUUUAUAGGAAUAUUUAUUAUAGAAAACUUAUCAGAAUUAAAGAUGUGGCCGGUAGAAGAUGUUGAAACAAAAUAUGUUAAGCUACCAUUAAUAAAAGAUAAUAAAUUUGCAGCUUUUCCAUUGUUGCAUUAAUUUUAAACAUAUUUCAAGAUAGAGAAAAAUAAAAAUAAAAAUAGAGUAUUUACUGAUUAUCAUCAUGGAAGAAUACUCCAUUGUUGAAUUUGAAGAUGGUUUGCAAAUGAUUCCCACUUCCUGGCUAAUAAAAGAUAAGAAUGCUGCUUAUUGGCCACAAUUUACUUCACAUGUGAGAUUUAUAAAAGCUGUGCAGAAAAAUAUUUUACCUGAUGAUAAUUGGCCCAUGUAUAACGUGAAAAGGAUCUUAGCUACUUCAAACACAUAUGAGAAAGGACUACUCAAAUUAAAAAAAGCAGAAUUUAUAUCGGACAUAAAUUCAGAAAGCGAUGACUCAGAAGAGUUAAAAAAAUCUCGAAAGAAUAGGGCCAAAAAAACAAUAUCAAGCAGCGAUGAUACUAAUGAUGAUGAAAGGAUUCAAUUACCAGCCUAUCCUAAAAUUCCACAUAUAAAAAAGGAUACACGUGAAAUGAAAAUGAAUAUAUUUCAUAAUAAGUCGAAGCAACAAUUAACGAAAAGGAUAUAUACCCUUGAAAAAAAAGAAUUGGAAAAAAAAAAUAUUAAUUUAACAGAAACAAAUCAAGCAACGUACAAUUUGGCUGAUGAUUGUGGAGCAAUACUUGAUAAAGAUGAAGAAAUUAUAUAUGAUGAUGAAUCUCCUAAUAACCAUUAUAAAACUGAAAAUAAUAAUAGUUCAUCAAACUCUGAUUUUCAACGCUAUAUAAUAAGAAAAUUAACAGAUAUAGGAUUUAAAUUAUCUUCAAUAGAAGAACAAGAAAGACUUUUAAACAAUAGAAUUGAUAUUAUGUUACGUAAACUUGAGAAAUGUUUUUCAUGUGAAGAAAUUUUGGACAAACAAAUUGCAGAAGAAUCUUUAAUGGAUAAUUUUCCUAUUGACAAUAUUGAGGAUCUGGAAAAAUUCGAAAAAUCGUUAAAAGAUAAUAUUAUUAACCGCAAAGAAUUGAUUAAGCAGCUAUCAUCUAUUGGAGGAAAUAAUAUCAAAGGCAUCACUUUUAAUCUUUUACGAGUGUUAAUGUCAGAUAAGUUAGCUUCUACAUUUAGUUAUGUUGGAGGAAAAAAAAAACGGAUAUUUUAUGAUUUACAACUACGAAAAAUUAUAUUUAAUGUUGUACGACUUCGAUUUGCAGAAGCAACUGAAUAUUGUAUUUCCGAGCCAAUCAAAUCUUGGUUACGACAUGCGAAUGAGCGUUAUCUAAAGAAAAAUAAGAUGGAUGACACAAAUGUAUAAAUGCAUCACGUAGCAAUUUGUUACAAAUGUGGAAAAAUAUUAUAUACAGAGUGACACACGCAUAUAUUAUUAUGAAGAAAAUUAUUCAUUUAUUUUUCUCUUAGGGAAAAGAUUAUGUAUAUUAUUAUGAAGAAAAUUAUUCAUUUAUUUUUCUCUUAGGGAAAAUCUUUUCUAUUUUAUGAAUAUAAAGUACAAAUGUUAAAAGCGUUCACAUAUUUUA
Messenger RNA from Camponotus floridanus (Florida carpenter ant), 4344 nucleotides. RefSeq lists its product as uncharacterized. The transcript has 12 exons. Lineage: Eukaryota; Metazoa; Arthropoda; Insecta; Hymenoptera; Formicidae. The record is from RefSeq and is a predicted model, not a curated record. The coding region runs from base 2940 to 4124 and encodes 394 amino acids.